UGGGGGAGGAGGAAGGCAGCGAGCAAGCGGGCGAGGCAGCGGCAGAGCCCGGCGGCCACCAUGGAGCUAGCGAUGGAGAACCUGGGCAGCCUGCACGGAGUCCCGCACUCGCAGCCCGCCGAGCUGCUGAGCCCGGCGCACGGGCGGCAGGGCUCCCACCGCAACCUGGUACCGCACGGCCGGCCCGCCAUGGUCUCGGGCAUGGCCUCCAUCCUGGAGGGGGGCGAUUACCGCACCGACCACAGCCUGGCCGCCCCGCUGCACCCCGCCAUGAGCAUGUCCUGCGAGUCACCCUCCGGCAUGAGCCUGAGCAGCACCUACACCACGCUGACCCCUCUGCAGCACCUGCCGCCCAUCUCCACCGUCUCGGAGAAGUUCCACCACCCGCACCACCACCACCACCACCCGCACCAGCGCCUGGCCGGUAACGUGAGCGGUAGCUUCACCCUCAUGCGCGACGAGCGGAGCCUGGCCUCCAUGGGCAACCUCUACAGCCACUACCCCAAGGACAUGCCGGCCAUGGGGCAGCCCCUCUCGCCGCUGCCCAACGGGCUGGGCAGCCUGCACAACGCCCAGCAGCCGCUGGCCCCCUACGCCCCCGGGGGCCACUUGCCCAACGAGAAGAUGUUGUCGCCCAACGGCUUCGAUUCGCACGCCGCGAUGCUGUCCCGGGGCGAGGAGCACCUGGCGCGGGGUUUGGCGGCUCCCAGCUCGGCCAUGAUGCCGCCACUCAACGGGAUGCACCCGCACGGGCACCCGCACGCCCAGCCCGGCGCUUCCCUCCUGGGCGAACGGGAACGCCAGGCCUCGGCCACCGGAUCCCAAGGCGGUGGUUCUGGGCAGGUGGAGGAGAUCAACACCAAGGAGGUGGCUCAGAGGAUCACGGCCGAGCUGAAGCGUUACAGCAUCCCGCAAGCGAUCUUCGCGCAGAGGAUCUUGUGCCGUUCCCAGGGGACCCUUUCGGACCUGCUGCGGAACCCCAAGCCCUGGAGUAAGCUCAAGUCGGGCCGGGAGACUUUCCGGAGGAUGUGGAAAUGGUUGCAAGAGCCGGAAUUUCAGAGGAUGUCGGCGCUCAGGCUGGCAGCUUGCAAACGCAAAGAGCAAGAGCAGCAGAAAGACAGGAGCCUGCAGCCCAAGAAGCAGCGGCUGGUCUUCACAGACCUCCAGCGCCGCACCCUGAUCGCCAUCUUCAAGGAGAACAAGCGCCCAUCCAAGGAGAUGCAGAUGACCAUCUCGCAGCAGCUGGGCUUGGAGCUCAACACUGUCAGCAACUUCUUCAUGAAUGCCCGCCGGCGGUGUAUGAACCGCUGGCAGGAGGAGCCAGGCACCAACCCUGGAGUCCCCUCUUCUUCUACAAGCACUUUCUCCAAAGCAUGAUGCCCCCCAGCCCUCCCUGCCCCUUCCUGGACAUCCUCCUCAUGACAAAGCCAACCCCAGACUCACAUGUGUGCCCCGAGCCGACUGGGGUGGGUGCUUUUGGAUGCUGCGGGUCCAUCAGCCUCCCAAACCCUCAGCCGGGUGUCACCCCUGGAUGUGGGCCUCGUGCCACAUCCUGCUGCCAUGUCCUCCCAGCUCGUGGGGCAGGGAAGGGGUUUGCAACCAGGUCAGCUCCGUCCCCGGGAGGGCUCGGAGGAAACCCCUGUGGAGUGAGGGAUGAUGUGGGCUGGAGGGCAAGGGUGAGGUGCUGUUUGGAAGCAUCCUUGGUCCUCGGGGACCACAGAACCUUGUCUUCACCUGCCCACCAGGGUCUUUGGGGAGACCCACCCUGCAACCUCGAUCUCUGCCACAGCCACCCUUACAGAUCCCACGGUGGGGGGUAAAGGUGGGGGAGAUACAAGAAGUGGAGACAUGGGGCUGGGCUCUGGCACAACCCCACCGAACCAGGGCCAAACCCCACCAUGGUUUAAAGAACAGGGAAAAUGCUCCCCAUGUGCCUGGAGGGUGACCCUGGGGUCUGCCAGGUCUCUGGCUGCUGAUGCUUUUCCCCCCCAAGGUGCAGCAGGGUUCCCCAAGGCAGCCAGACCCUCUCUGCCAUUGACACACGGGCAUUUCUCUCCCUUAGGUUUUGAGAACCUGGUCAAGGGCAUUCCUGCAGCCUCAGUCUCCUCCAUGGGCAUCUUCCUCUGACACCCCCUGCUCCGGCACACCCCAAGAGCACCCACAUCCCCCAGCCCCCCCCCGCACCCUGACCCACGAGAGCACCCAUCCCUGGAUCGCUCCCAGAGGAACUCCACAGCAAAGAAGACACCUCACCGUGGCCUCUGCCUCCGCGCGCCUGAGCAUCCCCCAGCGCUGCAGCUGGAGCGGGACAGCGGCUGCACUGUGUUGCCUGGCGCCCAAGCAGGUCAAAGAAGCACAUUUUAGCUAUAGAAAUCGGGUAUUUAAAAAUAAUAAUUGUUUGAAAGGAGACGGGAGGAGAGACUUGGAACGAAGGAUCUGAUCUUUCCUGGUGACUGGCUCCACCAUUCACCGCUGGAUUUCUGGUUCACUUUUCAGUUGAGGAACGGACUCAGACAAAGCAGAUUUGUUGGCUUUGUGUCUUGCCCCAUCCACCCCUCGACACACACUAUUGCCCCCUCCCAUCCCCCCUCUUCAUCUUUGUUACCAAAGAAAUUACAAAACAAAAAAAACCCAACAACAAAAAAAUUCCCUCCUGGGAACCAACGUCAGUAUAUGGUGGGAAAAGAAAAAUCCGAGGGAUCUGGUGGCGAAAUCCAGCCCUGGGUGUGAGAAGGAGGAAAACUCCCCAAUGAGAUCGAAAGGGAAAAAAACAACCUAAAAAAAGGAAUAACAACAGAAACCACAACCAAAUAAGCUCAAUGAAAAGACCGGCAACUUACCAAAAAGACGCCAGACUUUUUUUUGUGUGUGUGCCAAUUAACAACCUGCCUUAAAACACGAAUUUCUGGAGCAAUGGUACUAGCUUCAAAAUGAUCGUUUCCUCCGAGCUCUUGAUGGUGACUUGUGCCAUAUAAAAAAGCAAUCACGAGGCCAAACCCUUACAAUCAGCCCUCAUCCCAGCUGCCCUGUGGGCUCCUUGCCAGCCUGGGGUGUCCUCGGGAGGAGCAGGAGGUGCUGCCGGGGACAGGGAAGGGCUGGGAGAGGCUUGGGGAUGGAGGGGAGGCAAGGGCCCCUGCUUCCCCCACCACUUGAGGAAAAGAAAAUAAAUCCUCCAAGACCAACCAUCAAUGAAAAAAAAAAGGACACUACUGAAUUAAUGCGGGUAAAAUAGUACCAUCUGUGUUCUAGCGCUAUGGUUUCUUCAAUUCACUUUACUUUGAGAGCGAUCUGCUGUGUAACAGGAAGGCAUCUUGUUGAAAAGAAGGAAAAAAGGAAAAAAAAGUGUAUGUGUUCAUCAAAAUACCCCAAAAAAAACCACCCCAAAAAAGAGGAAAGAAAGGACAAAAGAAUGAAAGAAAGGAAGGAAAAAAACCCCUGCACACGAAGCCCUGACCAGCCGCGGUCACCGGCAGGGUUAGAGGACGUCUUUAACCAAAGAGCUCCUGGGGUAGGUGGGUGGUGGAGGGGUUGGGGGUGUCAGACUGGACACGGUCACACCAAACUAAACCAAUUUAUUGCUGGAAAAAAAGGGCAGGAGAGAGGGAGGGAGAGAGGGAGGGAGCAGGAAGGGGGCAGGUGCCGCAGUGUAUUUUGCCAACCACAACCCAAAAACUAACGGCAAAGCGAAUCUCAUCCCCCCAGGACCCCGCUCCCCGCCACUGAUAUUUUCCCCUAACGUUGUUUCUUCUUGUCUUGUCGUGACGUGGUGACGAUGGUGGCGGAUUCCUGAACCCCAUCAAGUAGUAUUCAAGGGCUGAAAAGCCAGGAAGGGGGCCUUGGUUUGGGAAGGAAAAAACACACAGAAAAAAACAAAAUGGGAAAAAAAGGAAAAGAAAGAAAAAGAAAAAGAAAAAAAAAAAGAAAAGAAAAAAAGGAGUAAAUGCCACAGGCCCUCAAGGAUGCAAAGACAUUUCUAGUGAGAACCCAAGAAUAAAGGCUACCUCACUUGAGUUUUCAAUUUUUGUGAUUUGAAAAUCACAUCUGAUACCAAAGA
This is a messenger RNA of Phalacrocorax carbo (great cormorant), 4054 nucleotides long. Lineage: Eukaryota; Metazoa; Chordata; Aves; Suliformes; Phalacrocoracidae. The record is from RefSeq and is a predicted model, not a curated record.